AUGACUACAGCCACCACAGCCCUCGCCAUCGGGGAACCGCAGCCCAUGCACAACGCCAACCACAUCUUCAACGCCAUCCACUCCUCUAUGCGACAGUGGGGAUCGUCACUCCAUCAUAAUGGAAUGUCCUUUUUUCUUGCCUCCGUUCCGAAGGGAGUCAAGCUCUACCACGGGGAUGCACGCUCAGACCCUAUCUCCAGGAUAGGCUGGAUGGCUUUCGACCCCGAGCAUGCGAUGGUAUUCGCUCGCCCUCCUUCCAAAUUACCAUCUCACGGCAUGGACUCCGAGUCGCAGCAAGUGAUGAUUACCCCAGCUGAGACUGGUUGGCUUCACACCUACGCGACCACGGGAGACCUUCGACUCGUUUACAUCGACGGUACGUCGGCAGGAAAGUCCCAAAUAGGCACCCUGGACCUGCAGGACAGAGUCCUUUUCGAAGAUAAACUGGAGCCAGGAGGCGUAAGCCAAGAGUCAGCGCGCGCUCAGGCAAUCUGUGAAAUUGCCCAAGAGGAAUGGAAUGGACGUAUCGACGGUGUGAUCCGCAUGGCGGCUGGGUUUGAGAUCAUUCUGUGCAACCCGGAACAGAAUCUGGAGACAGUGACCAUCGCACGAGUCACUCUUCCCAGCCGGGAUCCCGGAAAGAAGAGCGGCAAACCUAGUGACUUGCUCCGGACUGUCACGUCCAGGUAUCAUGGCAUUGGCGGCGACCGAGUCAUUGUCAACUAUGACGCUUUCGUCACUGCCUAUGACUAUGGUCUUGAUUUGUUUCCCGGCGGUAGCAAGCAUCCGCGGCUUGCGCAUCUCCCUGCUUCGUCGCUUGCGCCUAUUAGAGAUGAUUUGACGGCCCUGGUAAUGACUCACAAUCCAACAAUACGGGUGAUAAACUGGCAAGCAGUGGCGGACAUGGUGGUUGAGAAAUACGGUCGCAUUCUCCGCGGAUUAGUAUCCGCUCAACAUGAUGAUCAGGCUGCUCAUCUGGAGUUUGUUGUGGAGGCUGCGGAGCGUAUAUUAUCUCCUUUUGUCGAUCGCGACAAUCGUGAUUACUACGCGGAGAUUGACCGCUGCGCUAGCCAGUUCAUUCCAGUUCAUGCACCUAAGAAUUCUCUGGGCUACCGGUCUGUCUAUACUGUUAGCAGCAGGAUCUGCAGCAGUCUUAUGGCAGUCAUGGAGGCUGAGGAAUACAGUACAGCGACAAAUAUUCUGCAGGAACUAAUGCAUUAUCUUGACUGGAGUGUUUGGAAAGAGUGUUCUGGGUGCCAGGAUGAUGAAUUUUGCGCUGUUCCUAUCUGGCCACAGGGAUCACAGGAAGAUUAUGAUCACCCACGAUGCCAGAAGUUUGACAGUGCAUUUCAAGGGGACAAUGACUACUGGGGUCCUGUAUGGCACUGA
This is a messenger RNA of Aspergillus niger, 1389 nucleotides long. RefSeq lists its product as uncharacterized. The transcript has a single exon. Bases 1 to 1389 code for a protein of 462 amino acids. The record is from RefSeq and is a predicted model, not a curated record. NCBI's taxonomy places the organism in Eukaryota, Fungi, Ascomycota, Eurotiomycetes, Eurotiales, Aspergillaceae.